UUGUUCAAAAUUACAUGAAAAAUGCUUAUCAUUGUAACCCCUACCCAUAUGUUAGGCUGCCACACACAGUAAAACAGGCUUUCAUUUAGGGCAAGCAGCAUUUAUCCGAUUUAAAAUUCUGCUGGCAGUCGAGUUUGCGAGGUGCCUCGUCUUUUUUAGUAAAGGAUUUUAUAGGACAUGUGACUAAAUUACCCGCUCACAUGGCCGCUGUGUUUGCAUGAUCCGCUUUAGUUUUUAAAGUCCAGUGCUCGAGCUCGCUCUGCAUCAACCAUCCGGAGCAGAAGACCACUAAAGAGCACGACCUAACCAGACAAAUCAUGGCGAGCAGUGAACAAAAAGUAGUUCUGAUCACGGGUUGCUCCUCCGGCAUCGGGUUACGAAUCGCCGUCCUGCUGGCCAAAGAUGAAAAGAAGCGUUACCAUGUCAUUGCCACCAUGCGGGACCUGAAGAAGAAGGAUAAGCUGGUGGAGGCAGCAGGUGAUGCGUAUGGGAAGACCCUCAUGCUGCUGCCUCUGGACGUGUGCAGUGAUGAGUCAGUCAAGCAGUGCAUCAACAGUGUCAAGGACCGCCAUAUUGAUAUCCUCAUCAACAAUGCAGGUGUGGGCUUGUUGGGACCUGUGGAAAGCAUCUGUAUGGAGGACAUGAAGAGGGUGUUUGAGACCAACUUCUUUGGCGUGGUGAGGAUGAUUAAAGAGUUCAUGCCUGACAUGAAGAAGAGGCGUGCGGGACACAUCGUGGUCAUGAGCAGUGUUAUGGGUCUACAGGGUGUGGUGUUCAACGAUGUCUACACUGCCUCCAAGUUCGCCAUGGAGGGCUUCUGUGAGAGUAUGGCUGUCCAACUGCUCAAGUUCAACGUCCAUUUAUCCAUGAUUGAGCCAGGGCCGGUGCACACUGAGUUUGAGACGAAGAUGAUGGAGGACGUGGCCAAGAUGGAGUACCCAGGAGCUGAUGCAGACACAGUGCGCUACUUUAAAGAUGUUUACCUGCCCUCCUCCAAGGAUAUCUUUGAGGCCAUGGGCCAGACCCCAGAGGACAUCGCCAAGUGUACUAAGAAGGUGAUUGAGUCAAGGAACCCUCGCUUCAGGAACCUGACCAACAGCCUGUACACGCCCAUCGUGGCCAUGAAGUACGCCGACGAGACAGGAGGCCUGUCAGUCAAUACCUUCUACAACCUGCUGUUCAACUUCGGCCCCCUCAUGCACAUCACCAUGACCAUCCUUAAGUGCCUGACCUGCAGCUGCCUGCGCCGACGCACCAUCUCACCAAACUGAGACUGGGUCUGACAUGGAACCCUAUUCCCUAUAUUGUGCACUACCAGGGUGAAAAGUAGUGUAUUAUAUAGGGAUAGGGUGCCAUUUUGGAUGCACCCUAUGAGAAAUAUACAGUGGUGUAGCUGAAUUAUUGACACCCAAACCUGGACCACCUGGGGGAAGGAUGGGGCAUGUAGUUCUCGGGGAGAGAACCAGGAUAAGCUUUGGCCAGGCAACACGCACAAUUGCACAAACACAGACAGUACAGUGUGACCUCAUACAUGGGGCUAAGAGUUUUUUCUGGUCAGAUCAUGUGAUCGGGAAAAACUCCUGGCCCUCUUCAUACAUACACAUGAUCACACACAAACAACUUACCCACAAACACAGCCAGGCAUCUCCUCCGUCCCGGUCUUUUGAGGUGCUGCUGGGCAAUGACACUGUCCUUCCAUCUGUCUAUCUGUCUAUCUGUCUGUGGAUGGAAAAACAAAGCACACAUAACUUAAGCAGUUACAAAGAAUAACAAACGAACAACAGCAUUACAAUCACAGUGAAAGCGUAACGUAGCACCCAAUGACCUUAAGACUCAGGCCUUGCUAAACUCUUAGUACAAUGCAGUAUUUAGCUCUGAGUUACGAAGAAUCUACUAGAUUCCUUCAUUGUACAUUUGAUUUGAUGUAUGUCUUCAUAAUUGUAUUGUUUUGCUGUUUAAUCAUAUUAUUUCUGCAUCUUUUUAUACGCUGAAUGUGUGGUUUUUAAAAGUUUAUGAAUGGAUAGAUUGUUAAUAUCUUAUUUUUGAAAGUAACUCAUUGAUUUAGAAAUAAACUUCUUGGUUUACUCUGAAAGAGACAGCCUUUUUCUUA
Oncorhynchus nerka (sockeye salmon) is the source of this 2110-nucleotide messenger RNA. Its product is annotated as retinol dehydrogenase 8-like. The record is from RefSeq and is a predicted model, not a curated record. Bases 318 to 1271 code for a protein of 317 amino acids. The transcript is spliced from 6 exons. Gene Ontology annotation, cellular component: cytoplasm; cytosol. Lineage: Eukaryota; Metazoa; Chordata; Actinopteri; Salmoniformes; Salmonidae. Gene Ontology annotation, biological process: estrogen biosynthetic process; retinol metabolic process. Gene Ontology annotation, molecular function: estradiol 17-beta-dehydrogenase [NAD(P)+] activity; all-trans-retinol dehydrogenase (NAD+) activity.